UUUUCAUAUUCCGCCGGUCAGUGACACAACUACGUGUAAUGGUGCGUUAGCGUUAGUGCAGAAAUAGUGCAAAUUCGUGCAAUUCAUGAAUAUAAAAUUCCAAGUCGAGCACAAAUUAACAGAAUAAGGAGAAAUGUUCAAGUUUAUAAAGGCCAAAGGGCCGCAUCCCACCGCCGAACGCCAGAAACUCCAAAAAGACCUUUUCUGUUAUAGGAGGACGUUGCAACACGGAUUUCCUCACAAACCCACCGCACUAGCAUGGGACCCAUCGUUGCGUCUUCUUUGCAUUGGAACGGCCACCGGCGCCGUCAAGGUCUUUGGACGUCCAGGUGUCGAAUUCUAUGGUCACCAUCAGAACCCCAUUGCGGUAACCCAAGCCGUCUUCCUGCCGAAUCAAGGACGAGUGGUCACUCUGUGUGACGAUAACUCUCUCCAUCUAUGGGAGGUGAACAAAAGUAGUUUGGUUGAAGUCAAAUCGCAAGCUCUUGAAGGCAAAUUGAAAAAGAUUUCGACGAUUUGUGUCGAAACAGCCGGUAAACAUCUGCUUUUGGGCACCGAGGGUGGAAAUAUUUACCUUUUGGAUUUGGCGAGUUUUACGAUGACACCGGAUAUCAUAUAUCAGGAUGUGGUGAUGCAAAAUGUGCCUCAGGAUUACAAAUUGAAUCCUGGUGCCGUUGAGGCUAUUUUCGAACAACCGGAACAUCCAGAUCAUAUUCUGAUAGGUUAUAAUAGAGGACUGAUUGUUUUGUGGAAUCGUAGCGAUAACACGUCCAUCAAAACUUUUGUUUCGAAUCAACAGUUGGAGGCGCUUUGUUGGCACGAAGAUGGAAAGUCAUUCACAAGUUCACAUAAUGAUGGCAGCUACAUGGUUUGGGAUCUCGACCAAAAUAAACCAAUCCAAGACCCCGUCACCACUUACGGUCCUUUUGCAUGCCGAGCCAUUCCAAAAAUUAUAAGAAGAGAACUGAGAGGCAAGCCUUUGGUUGUUUUUUCUGGUGGUUUACCUAGAUCUACCGGUAGUGACAAAUACACCGUUUCAGUUAUUCACGACGAACAACAUGUCGCUUUCGAUUUUACAAGUAAGGUGAUAGACUUUAUCGUCAUUGAUUCGAAAAUAGAAGAGCAAGAAGGUGAAGAAAAUGUAGUCACAAAUGGUACAAGCAGUGGAGAACCUGAUGCUCUUGUCGUAUUGGCAGAGGAAGAGUUAGUUCUAAUCGACCUUUCAACCAAGGAUUGGAAAAUGAUAAAUUUACCUUAUUUAGUAUCACUUCAUGCAUCUGCCGUAACUUGUAGUCAGCACGUUUCUGGAGUUCCCGAAGAACUUUGGGAACAGCUAAAAGAAGCCGGCAAAGCCCAAACCAACAACAUCUACUCGUCUCGAGCUUGGCCUAUCGACGGCGGCAAUCUUUUGUGUGCGAAAGGUGCCGAACCCAAACGAGAACUUCUUUUGACAGGUCAUGAAGACGGCACUGUUCGAUUUUGGGAUGCCGGUGGUGUGACACUAACUCCUAUAUACAAAUUUAGUACGGCGAUGUUUUUCACCGGUGACGAUUUGGAAGAGGCCGUUCCUGAUCCAGAAGAUGUAGAUGAUGAUUGGCCACCUUUCCGUAAAAUCGGUGUUUUUGAUCCGUACUCGGAUGAUCCUCGAUUGGCCGUUAAAAAAGUCGUUUUGUGUCCGUUGUCGGGUACUUUAAUUGUUGCCGGAACUGCCGGACACGUUGUGGUCGCUAAAUUCGAUACGGAAGUGUUGGAUGGUGAAAUUAAAGUCACGACGAUGAAUAUUGUUAGUGAUCGGGACGGGUUCGUGUGGAAGGGGCAUAAUCAACUGGCUCCCAAACAGGGAGAACUACACCAAACACGCGGUUUCCAAGCGACUUCUAUUCUUCAAUUACAUCCCCCUGCAGCUGUCACUGCUUGUGUUCUUCAAGCCGAUUGGGGUUUAGUCGCCGCUGGUACAGCUCACGGUCUUGCACUUUUCGACUACGUCAAAAAUAAACCUGUAAUGGUGAAAUGCACACUAAACCCGAACGAUCUCACCGGUGCCGGCGACACGCCCAUUUCACGUCGCAAAUCCUUCAAAAAAUCCCUACGCGAAUCUUUCCGUCGUUUGCGAAGAGGCCGCUCCACUCGUCGAGCAAACACCGAAACCACACCCACUGCAAACUCUCCACCCAAUCGUAAAACAACAACCCAAGAGGACGGUCAGUUUAGUCCCCUCGAAGCCAAACCGGUCGAAAGACAAAUCGAGGCACGCCCCGUCGACGAUUCGAUGAGCUCUUUCGUAAGAUGUCUUUAUUUCGCAAGGACAUUCCUCAUCAAUGUACAAAACACGAAUCCGACUUUGUGGGCCGGCACCAACAACGGUACUGUCUAUACGUUUACGAUAACGGUACCGUCGGCUACGAAACGCGAAACGGACGACGUCACCUGUCAUAUCGCCAAGGAGAUUCAAUUGAAACACAGAGCACCGGUUAUAGCCAUUGCGGUUCUCGAUGGUGCGAACAAACCUCUACCUGAGCCUCUGGAAGUGGAGAAGGGCGUGGCGCCGCUUCCAGAUACCACACAACCACAUCGUGUGAUUAUUGCGUCGGAGGAACAGUUUAAGAUUUUCACCUUACCGGCAGUUAAAGCAUUCUGUAAAUUUAAAUUGACAGCGCAAGAUGGCGCAAGAGUGAGACGGAUGGCUUUUGCCACGUUCAGUUGUAAAAAUCCCGAUACGGAUGCUACACAUUCCGAAAUUGAUCUGUUGUGUCUGACGAAUAUCGGGGAGUGCCUUGUUUUUAGCAUUCCGGAUUUGAAGAGACAGUUGAAUGCCGCGGCGAUUAAGAGGGAGGAUAUCAAUGGAAUUUCGUCAUUGGUCUUUACAAAAAGCGCCGAAGCGUUAUAUUUGCAUUCCUCGUCUGAGCUGCAAAGAAUAUCUUUGUCGGCUACUUGUGCGACUACUGCCAGAUGUUAUCUUCCACAGCCAGUGGGAGAGAAGGAAGAUGCUGCGUCUGAUGAUGGUUCAGAAGGAGAUAGACAGGAAGGACAAGACGUACCGCCGUUAGUUAACGGCAAUGCCGAAGGAAGCGUUGGCGAUAAGGCGGAAGAAGUGCGGGAGAACGGCGAGGAAACCCCCCACAACGUGACUGUUUCUAGCAGCGUCGGAGACAUCACUCUGGACAGCGUCAAGGAUUACCUCGGCUCAGGUGAGGAGCUUAACCGACGCAUUUCCGGUAUGUGUGUGACGAAGACUGUCACGACAGUUAUAAACAAUAGUCAAGAUGGUGCCGUAACGUCUUCCAGUACGACCACAACCACAACAACAGCCACCAGUGCCCAAGAAAACAUCAUAGAGAGUGACACGGACGGACCUGCACCGACGUUAGAGAUUAAGAAAAUCCAAGUUAGUGAUGAAAUUCUCCGCGCCCCACUGGCAUUGGCCGAAGAACUGGAUUCGGACGGUCAAUUGAACGGAGACGCAUAAUUGAUGAAAAUAACAAUUGCCAUAUCAACAUGUCCAGUAUUUCGUAUGAUUUUUCUACGACCGAUUCGAAUCCAUGUGCCUGAACCGUUUGUGUUUUUAAUUUUAUCAAACUUUUUAAAUGUGUGUUAAGUAUCGUUACUUAGUUUAAGUCUUAAAAAUUCCAGUACUUAGUUUUGAACGUUUGGGACCAUGUUCAAAAUUUGUUUUAAAAUCACGGAAUACUGUACUUGUUUUUUUAUAUAUUUGUAAUUGUAUGUUUGUAAGCUAAGUGUUAAUAUCAAAGUUAUUUACAAUCAAUAACAAUAAUAAACUUUGAUGUUGCCGACAAAUUGUAAAGUAUUUAAAAGGCGUGAUUUUUUAUAUUAUUGAAACAGUAUUUGUCACCGCUUUGUACACUUUUAAGUAACUUAUUCAAAAAGGGGAGUUUAAAGUUAAGCCAUCAAAACAAAUCAGCUAAAAUAAUAAAUUUUUGACAUCGUCUAAUCAGCAUUUUUACACCAACGAUGUCAGAAGUUUAACAAGUUUUUAUACAAAAUGGUGGAGGUUAAACGAAUGUGUGUGUGUGAGUGCAUCCUUUUUUGCUAACCAAAAAGGGAUUUCUUUAUGGCCUUAACAUUUCGUUAUAAUAUUUUAUAUUAUGGUAUUUUAUUCACAUUUUAUUGAAGAUUAUAUUUAUGAAUGAUUCACAUGACAGAAACAUCACUGAGUGAAUAAAGUUUUAUUGGUAAAA
Tribolium madens (black flour beetle) is the source of this 4196-nucleotide messenger RNA. RefSeq names its product lethal(2) giant larvae protein homolog 1 (gene l(2)gl). The transcript is spliced from 14 exons. Lineage: Eukaryota; Metazoa; Arthropoda; Insecta; Coleoptera; Tenebrionidae. The record is from RefSeq and is a predicted model, not a curated record. Gene Ontology annotation, biological process: establishment of spindle orientation; cortical actin cytoskeleton organization; regulation of protein secretion. Bases 134 to 3466 code for a protein of 1110 amino acids. Gene Ontology annotation, molecular function: myosin II binding; syntaxin binding; GTPase activator activity. Gene Ontology annotation, cellular component: plasma membrane; cytoplasm; cortical actin cytoskeleton.